CUGCCAGAGCUGCCACCCGCCGGGGAGCGCGCCGCCUCGGGCUCGGCCGUCUGUGUCCUGCGCGCGGCCCGGCGGACCCCCUGCGCACCCGGCCGCCUCGGCGCCCCGGACCCGAACGUUUUCUCGGCAAGCUCGAGCCCCCGCAGCAGAAAGUAGAGGCCCGGGAUGGUUCCGCCCAACACCACCGCGCUGACGCCCUUCCUGACGGCGCUGUGGCGGCUGGGGACGGGGGCGCCGGGCGGCAACGUGUCGGGCGUGGCGCGCAGGUCGCCGCGCAGCGAGGACGGCCAGCUGGCCGCGCUCUACAUCCUCAUGGUGCUGGGCUUCUUCGGCUUCUUCACUCUGGGCAUCAUGCUGAGCUACAUCCGCUCCAAGAAGCUGGAGCACUCCCACGACCCGUUCAACGUGUACAUCGAGUCGGACUCCUGGCAGGAGAAGGACAAGGCGUACUUCCAGGCCCGCGUCCUGGAGAGCUGCAAGGCGUGUUACGUCAUCGAAAACCAGCUGGCGGUGGAGAGGCCCCGCACGCACCUCCCCGAGAUAAAACCUCUGUCGUGAUCCCACGGUUGGUUGAAGCCGGACCGAUUCUGCCUGGCGAUCUGGUUUUUCUCAUCCCGUGCCUGGUGUGCUCUUUCUGGUAGCGAUGUCGUUAGGGUGUUUUGCAGAUCGUAAAGGGUGAGGGGUUAGCUAGCUUCAUAGCACUGUUCCUCUGCAGUCCCAUUCCUUCCCUGGGGACUGCCAGCUGCUCCCCAGUGUCUGUCCCUGCCUUGUUGAUUUUAGCAGCAGUCCUGAGAUCACGGCCUCUCUCUGAGAAGAGCUCUACUUCCCAGACUCCCUUGCAGGGUCCUAGCAAGGUCACGUAGUGACGUUUGGGCCCAUAGAAGUGGGAUUCUUGAGAAGGAAAGGGUGCGUCCUCCACUUCCCUUUGUCCCGCCUUCCCAGUGGCUGGGACGGGGAUGUGGUAGUGAGCCAGCUGUGACUCUGGAAAAGGACAGCAUCCUCAGGGAUGGCAGAGCAGCGAGAGUCUGGGCAACGUCGUGGGGCAGUGUCGCCCUGCCUUCCUGCUCACCCAUCAGCUCAGGCAUUAUGGGAAACAAACUAACUCUGACCUUCGUUAGACCCCUGUUAUUUUGGUUCCUGUCAAAAUAACAGUCAGUAUCUGAACUAGUAUCCUAUUUUAUAGGACUGAGACCAGACGCAUAAUACUCCCAUAUUUAUCACAAGCUUACCCCCUGCCCUAGUCACAGGACAAUUCCACUCUGCCCUUGUCACUAACGCCCUUGCUACAGUGACUCUGGCCUCCUCUUCCUCCCUCCCUCCUGCCCCUCCCCUACAUCAACCCUUCACACAUACCCCCUCCAAACACACACACUUUCACACCCACACGCACAUGCAUACCCACAGAGGCACACACGCGCCACAGAAAUACACAAAGAGACACUUCCUACUCACACGUGUUAAUCUCAAAAUAAUUCACUUCCUAUAGGACUGAGAUGCUGGAGAAAAAAUUUCCACUUCAGAAUGGGUGCCAAGGGGAGAGAGGGGUGCACCUGCCUCCCCAGAACCCCAGAGAAAGAGUGGGUCUGGGUAAGUGGUAACACAUGGCAUCAAGGGGACAGGGCCUUUUGAGACGAUGUGCCCAUCGUGGUUGAAUUGUGUCCCCCCGAGAAGACAUGUUCAAGUCCUAACCUUGGUCCCUGUGAAUGUGACCGUACUUGGAAAGAGGGCUUUUGCAGAUGUCAUCAGGUGAAAAUGAGGUCCCUGGGGUAGGCCCACAUUCAUUAUGACCGAUACUCCUAUAAGAUGUGGGAAAUCAGGUCAUGGACACAUGGGGAGAACCCUCGUGAAGACAGGUGGAGACUGGAGUGACCCCUCUGUGAGCCAAGGAUGGCCGAGGACUGCCGGCCACAGCCAGACUGGGAGAGGCAAGGAGAGUCUCCCCCUACAGGCUUCACAGGGACGUGGCCCUGCCACACCAUGGUUUCGGACUUGGGGCCUCCAGAACUGUGAGAUGAGGAGUGUGUCAUGUUUGAUUUGGGUUCUGUUGGGACGACCACAGGCGACUCAGACAGUGUCCCCCCCUCCCCC
Lontra canadensis (Northern American river otter) is the source of this 2088-nucleotide messenger RNA. RefSeq names its product potassium voltage-gated channel subfamily E regulatory subunit 1 (gene KCNE1). Bases 166 to 558 code for a protein of 130 amino acids. Gene Ontology annotation, molecular function: transmembrane transporter binding; delayed rectifier potassium channel activity; voltage-gated potassium channel activity involved in ventricular cardiac muscle cell action potential repolarization. The record is from RefSeq and is a predicted model, not a curated record. Gene Ontology annotation, biological process: regulation of ventricular cardiac muscle cell membrane repolarization; ventricular cardiac muscle cell action potential; regulation of heart rate by cardiac conduction. Lineage: Eukaryota; Metazoa; Chordata; Mammalia; Carnivora; Mustelidae. The transcript is spliced from 2 exons. Gene Ontology annotation, cellular component: membrane.